This is a messenger RNA of Ostrea edulis (European flat oyster), 5569 nucleotides long. Its product is annotated as Krueppel-like factor 6. Gene Ontology annotation, biological process: regulation of transcription by RNA polymerase II. The transcript is spliced from 3 exons. The coding region runs from base 1150 to 2172 and encodes 340 amino acids. Lineage: Eukaryota; Metazoa; Mollusca; Bivalvia; Ostreida; Ostreidae. Gene Ontology annotation, molecular function: DNA-binding transcription factor activity, RNA polymerase II-specific; RNA polymerase II cis-regulatory region sequence-specific DNA binding. The record is from RefSeq and is a predicted model, not a curated record.
UGGAAAAUCACUUGAAUGCAGUUAGCUUUGAGCUUCCGGCUGUUUCCGAGUCACUCUUGAAUACUGUUUCAGAGCUCGCACUGUAUGUUAAAUGGUAAAUGCUUUGUAUAAAAAAAAAAAAAAAAAAAAAAUUAAAAUGAUGAAAAACACAGGUUCUGGAUAUUGCAUGAAUACAAUUAAACCCACUAAUCAUACUGCUAAUGAGCUACACUGACGGUCAUACUUUGGUACAAGUCAAACUAGUACUGUAGUACUACUGUAAAUAGUCCAUGUACUUCGGGCUAGUACAUGUUACAGAAGAGGAGCUGUUAACCAAAAUUAAGCUCGGUCGUUUUAAAUAAUUGAUAAAUACGACAGACCUUUAUAUGUCUUAUAUGUACCCCCACCCCUUUUAUUCGACAAGAGAGAGAGAGAGAGAGAGAGAGAGAGUUUCGGGUCAGGCAUAACAUUGUAUGAAUUUACAUUGUACUAUUGCAACGAAAACACGCUUUGAUAAUUGUGAGUUAUCCAAACAUUCUCUUCGCGUACAGAAUUAUGCGAGUAUUUAUAUUACGUGACACUGUACAAGAAUGAUUUGUAUGCAGUGCGUGACAUUUUUUUUUAUUUUUUGUUUAUCUUUUUCGUAAAUAAAAGACAUGUGAUUUUGUGAGUCAAUUUUAUUCAUAACAUAGAUGUCGAAAUAUCUUACAAUUCUCCGUUUCGUAUAUCUCCUGCUGGCUUCUGACUCACUGUCAAUACACAAAAUAACACCAUAGCAGACAACAGGGCUUCUUAUAGGAUCCAAAUAUAGCCAAGAUUUGCAUACAAAUAUUUUCCUUAAAUGGAGUAUCUCUAACCAAUGGAUUUUAAUCUUACUCUGACCAAGUCUCUUUUCAUUGGACGAUAUUUUAGUCGGGCAUUCCUUUCCAAUGUAAUCUUGAAUAUGAUUGGACAAUGAUAAAUUCCUUCUUUACAACGAACACAUUCAAGCGUGUACGAGAUCUUGUCUGAGGUGAACGAGAUUUAAAGGGGCCAAAACAUGAUUCACACAUGUUUAACUAGUCACAUCUACAUAUACUGAUGUUUUGACUCGCAUGCAUGUUUUGACCAGGUGUGAAGAAAAUCCUUGAUUGCAGACGUCAACUGAAAGCAAUUCCCAUUCAGUCCACAAUGGACGUGUUACCGAGCGGGAAUAUUUUCCGUGAGUUACAAGUCGUUCAUGACACGGGCUAUUUUUCUGCCCAACCAUCUCUUGAAGACAGAUGGCAACAGAACUGUCUGGAGAUGGAGAGGUACCUAAAAAGUGAACCCAAACUAACAUCAUUCAAGAAACUGAAUCCGGAGACAGUGGACAUGGACAGGUGUUGGGAAAAUGGACAGCCAUCUGUGGGUAGACUGUCUCCCGAAGCCAUCAAAUUUGAUAUCAAGGAUGAGCCUGAUGACUUUGAUGAUGGUAGUAUUGUUCAUGAAACAUGUGAUGAGUUUUAUGACGAUGAUGAGGAAGAUGAUGAGGAGGAUGGGAAUGAGACUGAAAAUGAAGCAGAGGAAAGACUAGAACAGCUAGCUUACUUGGACCUCAAUGAUAGGACAUCUUGUGAUACACUCAGUUUGAGUAGUUUUAAUUCGCAGUCCUCAGGUGUCUCAUGGGAUAGUAACAACAGCGACCCCCCACUAUCCCCCAUCAUGCCCAAAUCAAAUGACCCAUUUGCAUUAAGACUUGUAGCACAACCAGGUCGUACCACGACAGUGGCUGUCCGUGUGCCAUCUGCUGAUCUCAUGAGAAGACAGCCAUAUUCGUAUGUAUCCACAUCCCAAAACGGUCGCAUGCGUCCCUACACCGCCCAGCCCAUCCAGCAGCGACCACCAGUGCCUAUGAAUGGACAGAAAAUCCGAACCGAUGUCAGUCCGGACAUGAGGCGUAGAAAUCACAAGUGUCCAUACAAUGGUUGUAAAAAGGUGUACACAAAAAGUUCUCAUCUCAAAGCUCAUCUUCGUACACAUACAGGAGAAAAGCCAUACAAGUGCUCAUGGGAAGGGUGUGAAUGGCGCUUCGCUAGAUCUGAUGAACUGACUAGACACUAUCGCAAACACACAGGAGCUAAGCCGUUCCGGUGCAAAGUAUGUGAGCGAUGCUUUUCUCGAUCGGACCAUCUUGCUCUUCACAUGAAAAGGCAUCAGACAGCUGACUUAUAGCGACAGUGGGCUUAGCAGUUAACAAAUUAGUAUACACCAAAAAACCAGGAUUCCAGUUUAUCUAUUGUGAUGUCUUGUAUAAAUUUAUCAUCCAUUUGUUUGAAAACCUAUCCUUUUUCAUGUUCAGUGUUACUAUGUUUGUUUGUGUAUGUAUGUUUCCAUUCUAAAUGUUGCAAAUUAUAUUCAGGGUAUUGUUAUUUUAUUUGAAUACAUAAAAGUGCUGAAUUAUUGAAUACAUAUAUUAAUAGAAGACUUUUUUCCAUUUUUGAUUUUCUUUCCCAAGUUAAUUUUACGACCCAAAAAUGCUUUUUUAAAAAGAGAAGAUAGUAAUAAUUGAACGGAGCAUUUUGUAGGUUGAAGUUUGUCGAAAUUUGUUGCAUGGUCAUAUUUUUGAGGCAAAGGAAUCAUAAUUAUCAUGAGAUUUGACUCACAAAGAAAUGUACUUACUAGCUGGAUGGAUAUUAAUCAGUAACAUGCUGUUGUUUACUAUCCGUGAAGCUGUCACAUGUUUCACAGAUGUUCAACAAUUAAAUUAACAAUGACACAAUAAAUCAUAUUGCACAAUAGUGUGCAUUUGAGUAGACAUUUUAUGAAAUUAAUUUGCAUUCAUUAUUAGACUAGAAAAACAAAAUUGCAUAUUUUGAAUGAUCAUAUAUUUUGUGUUCCAAAGUAAUAUAUAACUAUAUAGAAAUCAUAUGUAUCUGGUUUAUAAACCCAUACCUAGCUUUUUAAACAUCUACAGUCAAAAUAAUAUCUCCAUUUGUUUCACCAUUCCUUGUCUACUUUGAUGAAAGUCCCAAUUCAAGUCCCUGGUCACUAUGGCUACGCAGUUCACUCGUGUCAUGAACCCUCGUCAUUUUCCAUUCUCGUCAAUUUCCAUUCUCCUUCAUUUGGGUGUUUUAAAAGGUCAGUCAGUUGGUUCAUAUUCUGUGGGACAUUCUAGCGGGUUUAACCUUGGGUAGCGGUGUUCGUAGCAAAUGACUUAGCUAUUUGUUAUUACUCCUUUUGUUCACCUAACUGUUCAACAUUUCCUAUUGGCAGAAAAAGAAUCAUGUUUACCAUCAUGUGAUUUUUAAGUACACAUGUAAUCUUAUUUAUUAGGUUUUCAUUUUUCAAACUUAAUGAAUUGCUCUUCUGUGGUAUAUGAAGGGGGUAAAAGAUUUUUAAUACUUUUAUCAGAUCAUAAUUUUUUCACUAAAUGACGUCUCAAUGAUAUUUUAGACCUAGUCUAAUGAAUUUUUUUUUUCAUGAUUUGUGUGUAUUCCUAGUUCUGAUUUGUGCUAAUUAUCAGGGUUUUUUUAUUUUAGAUUCUCAUGAUGAAUUUUGCUUAAAGCUUCAAAUCUCAGUUAAUUGUAAAGUCUUGCUUGAAAAAAUGUUUCUUUUAUCAUGUUAAUUUGAUUUAAAAAGAAUUUGAGUAUGCUGAAGUCAUUGCAGAUAGCACUAGUAAGGCUAGGAGUAUGUAAACUUGUUCAUUUGUUGUUUUUGCCUGUUGUUGAGCUGGCAUUUUUUCUGUGAUAUUUUUUUCCAUCGUAUAUAUAUAUAUAUAUUUGAUGUAUAUUAUACACACCUUGCCUUAUAUGUUGGUGAUAUGUUAAAUGUGCUGUAAGGGCAAAAGGUCGGUGCCCACGAGCAUCAAACUAAGGAGACAUUAUGUUGCUUUAUGUAAUAUGGUACAGAAUUUUGACAAUAGCAAGGUUUGUCUUUUUUGUCAUAAGACGAGUGAUUCUACCAACUUGAUAGACACCUUAAAUGCUAAUCAUUCACGACAGAAACAGUACUGUUUUAAAAAGGUUCUAGGAAUGAAUCCAAGUGCAAAAAUUGUGAGUAUGUCUAUGAGAGAAUGAAUCUCCGCUGAUAGAGAUCUGAUAUUUUGAAGUAAACUUUCUUGAAAAUUUUGACCCUUAUUGUAUCCAUGACCCAAAUGCUGCUUUUUAUUGCCAAGUUGAUGUUAACUUUGUUUGAAUUCUUUUACAUGUGCUCUGACACCUUUAUAAAGCCUAAUGAACCCAAACAUGUAGGUCUUGCUAUAUAUUGUCUGUGGAACUGUUAUUUCCAGUGUUUCAUGCAUUUGGCUUUUUGAAGCCAUUUUGAUUUCGUCUCUGGAAAUGAUUCUCCUGAUAGACCUGUAGUCAAGAUCAGAAAGAUUGCUCUUUAUACUUGAUUGAUAGAAGAAAGUAGAUUCGUAAUUUGAAGUUAUUGCUUUUGAUUGUUGACUAUCCAGUAUUUUGUCAUAAUUUGAAAAUUCUACCUUAAUAUUGCUCACCUGGAACUCUGUGACUAAUUGAUUCAACUAGAAGAAGUUUUAGCUCGCAUUAGUUUUUCUAAUUGAAGUUUGUCGUCUGUCUGUGUGUCCAUUUUAAUUUUUCACUUUCUUCUGUAAAGUCACUCGCAUUUACACACACCCCAAAAAAAGGAUAGAAUGGGGCAAAGUUUACAUAAAUUUUAAAGAACACCUGACAAAAACAUGAUUGUUCAAAUUGUGAAAGCAAGAUAAUUUUGAGGUUGUACAUAUCCUUUAUUCUACCGGUGACUACUAUAAGGGGUUAAUAACUGUUAAUUUCAAGCUGUAAUUUAUAUGCAGUGUGUAAUCAAAUUGAUCUCUAUGUUAAGCUAAGUUGAUUCAGGUGAGCGUCGUAUCCAAUGACCCCUCUUUUCGCAAUGUUUAAGUGAACUUAGAAUAGAUACCAAAUCUUUGUUCAUUUUUUUUUCUUUGUGGAAAUUUCAGGCUUUGGUGGGUGUAGUGCAAUCUGUAUACAUAUAAAGUUAAUGCUGAUGACAGAUAAAACGGGAUGCAAAAUUAGUUUGGUCGCUUGAUUACUGCUAAUUAAAUGUUCUAGUUUGAUAACAGAAUUGAAUAUAGAGCUGCUUCAUUUUAUCUACACAAAUUCUGUUCCAUCUUUCAAAUAGUAUGUUUAUAUCCCUAGUAUAUUUCUUUAGAACAAGAAUAUGACUACUAAAAAAGGGGGAGCCCCGACAGAACUGUAACAGUGCAAUAUAUUAUGAUGAACAAAAAAUAUUGAAGUCUGUAUAGGGUUUUCCUUAACAAGCAUAGUGUCUUCAUGCCUUGGUAAACUUUUACAACUGCAGUUAUUUAGAAUGUCCGGUAGGAGAUAAUAUUUGUGCAACAUCUUUUUUCCCAUGCUUGUGAAUGUUUAAAUAUGCAACCAAGAGUACCAAGGAUGUGUUUGUAGGGUGGAUUUCUGAGCCGUUAGUUAUUCGGGAAGGCGGAUUGUUAAGAUAGGUUCAUGUAACUUGGCGGAUGUGUAGAAUCAAUGUAUUCCUCGUUAAUAGUUUAUUCAUAUACAUGGUUUUAAAAUGUGUUUUGUACCUCUACAUAUUGUAUACAAAUGUUGUACAUAACCACAAACUUAAAAUAUAAUUAUAUAUUUACAAAGAU